AUGGUACUGGUUACCCUUUCUGCAGUUUCAGCUUGCAAGUCAAUUGACUCACUCUCUACAAACGCAACUACUGUCGGUUUACAGUAUCGGGGCGUAGAUUGGUCGUCCAUCCUUGUCGAAGAACGAAAUGGAAUUGUUCACAAGAACUCCCAGGGCGUUGCAUUACCCCUUGAACACAUCCUCGUCGAAGCUGGGGUAAACAUUGUGCGACAACGUGUCUGGACUGUUGAAGGCGACUAUGGCAUUCAGUAUAAUCUCGAACUUGCGAAGAGGGCCACGGCCGCCGGUCUCCUUUUUGGACUAAACCUUCAUUACAGCGACACGUGGACGAACCCAUCAUUGCAGGAUAUCCCCACAGGGUGGCCGGAAGACAUCGACAGCCUCGAAACAACAUUGUACCGCUACACCGCGGAUCUCUGCGAGACAUUUGCGGCGGCUGGACUAUACCCAGAGAUUAUAACUAUCGGCAACGAAAUUGUUGGAGGCAUGCUAUGGCCAACUGGAAAAUACGAUGAGCCAAACAAUUUGGCUCGUUUGCUGAAAGCUGGUACCAGUGCCAUACGCGCCUCCAGACUCGGCGACCACACCAAAAUCGUUACACAUCUUGCGCACGGUUAUGACAGUGAGGUGCAGCAUUGGUUUUACAAUAUGGUUCUGGGGACGGGCCUUCUCUCCACGAGUGACUGGGACGUAAUUGCUGUCUCCUUCUACCCAUUUUGGGGGGAGGGAGCAACAUUCGAAGCGCUGAGAAGUACCCUCACUAGUGUUGCCAACCAAUACGGAAAGGAGGUGCAGGUGGUUGAGACCAACUGGCCAACUCAGUGCACAAACCCGGAUUAUCCUUUCCCGGCUGACCAGCUUAAUAUUCCACUCACUCCGGCGGGACAAGUACAAUACAUCACCCAGCUUGCAAACACCCUUAAGCAGGUCCCUGGAGCUACUGGGCUUAAUUACUGGGAACCUAGCUGGAUUUCGAACCCAUCGCUGGGCUCUUCUUGCGAACAAAACCCAAUGUUUGAUUCCACCGGCAAAGCUUACGAGAGCCUUUCUGUAUUUGGCACCAUUUGA
Molecule: messenger RNA, 1068 nt
Organism: Colletotrichum truncatum
Lineage: Eukaryota; Fungi; Ascomycota; Sordariomycetes; Glomerellales; Glomerellaceae
Product: arabinogalactan endo-1,4-beta-galactosidase
Biological process (GO): pectin catabolic process
Molecular function (GO): glucosidase activity
Source: RefSeq, a predicted model, not a curated record